AUGGCUACACAGUCAAUAGUUGAUGAUAUCCAGUGGUAUUGCAAUAUCAAGGAGCAAACGCGGUUGCGGACAACCUGUGUGUCACUCGCGGCUGGCAACACAGAGAGUCAUGCAAAGUCAUUAAGAGCUUCGGACUCUGACACAUCAAUCGCAGUUGAUUGGUCACGGUUUGCAUACACCCAGUAUGUCACUAAUAGCGAGUAUCUUUGCAACUCGGUCAUGUUCUUCGAGGCGCUGGACCGACUUUCUAGCCAAGCAGAUCGUGUCAUGAUGUACCCCUCCAAGAUGUUCCUGUCGGAGAAUGAUACGUCUCGUGAUAUUGAAUUACUUGUUAAAGCCAGGGAUGAAUACAACGUCAAGCUCGUUCCCAUCACGGUUCAGCACAAGGACAAUGCAGACGCUACAUGGGCUGAUUCAUUCACCAAGCUUCUUGCUUUCAAUCAGACACAAUACAGUCGCGUCCUGUCCAUCGACUCAGACGCAAUGAUCCUUCAAAAUAUGGACGAACUAUUCCUUUUACCGCCAGCUCCAGUAGCGAUGCCUCGCGCAUACUGGAUGCUCCCAGAUGCAGACAUGCUCUCCUCACAGGUCAUUCUCAUACAACCUUCCAAGACAGAGUUCUCUCGCAUCCAGGCCAGAAUAGAUUCAGCAUCCAAAAACGAUUAUGAUAUGGAGAUUGUCAAUGAUCUCUACGGUCAUAGUGCACUCGUUCUCCCACACCGUCCUUACGAUAUGAUCACUGGCGAAUACCGGGAGGAGAAUCAUACGAAAUAUCUCGGUUCUGAUGCUGAAACUUGGGACCCCGUCGCUGCUUGCAAUGAGGCUAAGCUUAUUCAUUUCUCCGACUGGCCGAUCCCAAAGCCAUGGAUACCCACGCCCGAUGAUCUUCGUCUUGAGAUACAACCCCCGUACUUUAAGCUGAAACGCAAGGAGGUUUGUGAGAAGGUCAAAACUGGUUAG
Messenger RNA from Fusarium pseudograminearum CS3096, 960 nucleotides. RefSeq lists its product as uncharacterized. Bases 1 to 960 code for a protein of 319 amino acids. Gene Ontology annotation, molecular function: glycosyltransferase activity. The transcript is spliced from 6 exons. The record is from RefSeq and is a predicted model, not a curated record. Lineage: Eukaryota; Fungi; Ascomycota; Sordariomycetes; Hypocreales; Nectriaceae.